This is a messenger RNA of Pantherophis guttatus, 688 nucleotides long. It is a transcript of the gene GPX2, whose product is annotated as glutathione peroxidase 2. Lineage: Eukaryota; Metazoa; Chordata; Lepidosauria; Squamata; Colubridae. Gene Ontology annotation, biological process: response to oxidative stress. Gene Ontology annotation, molecular function: glutathione peroxidase activity. The record is from RefSeq and is a predicted model, not a curated record.
AUGAUGACUCCCAUAGCCAAAUCUUUCUACGAUCUCAGUGCCACUGAUCUCCAAGGAGAGAAAGUGGAUUUCAACAAUUUCAGGGGAAGAGUGGUUUUGAUAGAGAAUGUGGCAUCUUUCUGAGCCACUACAGUGAGGGAUUACACCCAGAUGAAUCAGCUGCAGAGCAAAUACCCUCGACGGCUGGUUGUACUGGGUUUUCCUUGCAAUCAGUUUGGCUACCAGGAAAACUGCACAAAUGAAGAGAUCCUCCAUAGCUUGAAAUAUGUGAGGCCCGGGUCUGGGUUUGAACCCAACUUUACUCUUUGUCAGAAGUGUGAAGUGAAUGGCAACAACACCCAUCCUGUCUUUGCCUACCUGAAGGAUAAACUCCCUUACCCAGAUGACAAUCCGUCCUGCUUCAUGUUGGAGCCAAAGUUCAUCCUGUGGAGCCCCGUGCAUCGCUAUGACAUCUCCUGGAACUUUGAGAAGUUCCUGGUGGGACCUGAAGGAGAACCUUUCAAGCGGUACAGCUCCAAGUUCCUCACUAGCAGCAUUGAGCCUGAUAUCCAGCGCCUCCUGAAGCUUGCCAAAUAAGAAAAAAGCAGAAUCCCCAACGUUAUAUAAGUAGCCUUUACAUAGAUCAGAAAAAUGACUAGGGAUUCCUUGCCCUGUAAUCAGAAGUUUCUCUUCUCCUGAUGGAACCAAA